UUUGCAAAACUUGUUUCACUUUGUUUUUGGAGAAAGCUGAGGUUUGUGCUUCAAACAAAAGACAGCCAAUUACUAACUUCUGGUUGCUAGGCGUGGCCUCUGUGCAAACCCUAUAAAACCAGUAGUCCAAGGCUUCACUUGUAGUCUGAAACCUUCAGAGAAGAGCCUCUCUUGAGUUCUUUGGAAGAAGGUAGAAAAAAGACACUUCUUUAAAAUGGCAAUGGUAUCAGAAUUCCUCAAGCAGGCCCGUUUUAUUGACAGUCAAGAACAGGACUACAUUAAAAGUGUGAAAUCAUCCAAAGGCGGUCCUGGCUCAGCCGUGAGCCCCUACCCCAGCUUUAAUCCCUCCUCUGAUGUUGCUGCUCUUCACAAAGCCAUAACAGUGAAAGGUGUGGAUGAAGCAACCAUCAUUGACAUUCUAACUAAGAGAAACAAUGCUCAGCGUCAACAGAUCAAAGCAGCCUACCUCCAGGAAAAAGGAAAGCCACUAGAUGAAGCUCUGAAGAAAGCCCUCACAGGUCAUGUAGAAGAAGUGGCUUUAGGUUUGCUGAAAACUCCAGCCCAGUUUGAUGCAGAUGAGCUCCGUGCUGCCAUGAAGGGACUUGGAACUGAUGAAGACACCCUCAUUGAAAUUUUGACAUCAAGAAGCAACAGAGAAAUCAGAGAAAUUAAUAGAGUCUACAGAGAUGAACUGAAAAGAGAUUUGGCCAAAGAUAUCACCUCAGACACGUCUGGAGAUUUUCAGAAGGCUCUGCUUUCUCUUGUUAAGGGUGAUCGGUGUGAGGAUCUCAGUGUGAAUGACGAGUUGGCUGACACAGAUGCCAGGGCCUUAUUUGAAGCAGGAGAAAGGAGAAAGGGCACGGAUGUGAAUGUGUUCAACACCAUUCUGACCACCCGUAGCUACUCCCACCUUCGCAGAGUGUUUCAGAAAUACACCAAGUACAGUGAGCACGACAUGAACAAAGCUCUGGACCUGGAGCUGAAAGGUGACAUUGAGAAGUGCCUCACGGCCAUUGUGAAAUGUGCCACAAGCAAACCGGCUUUCUUUGCUGAGAAGCUUCAUCAGGCCAUAAAGGGUCCUGGAACACGUCAUAAGGCGCUGAUCAGGAUUAUGGUCUCUCGUUCUGAAAUCGACAUGAAUGAUAUCAAAGUAUACUAUCAGAAGAUGUAUGGCAUCUCCCUUUGCCAAGCCAUUCUGGAUGAAACCAAAGGAGAUUAUGAAAAAAUUCUGGUGGCUCUUUGUGGAGGAAACUAAACGUUCCUUUGAAGCUCUCAAGUAUUCUUAACAGAAGACUUCUUAAUCACAGUUUUCAUUCUGCAACAUUAGCUUAACUAGGAAGAUUUGUUCAACAGGUUUGCAGUGCACCUACCUGCUUUCUGAAAACAAUAUACCCUAUAAUUCUUUUUGUAUAAUGGAGAUAAUCUUGUUUUUUAAAUAUGUUUACCAGAAAACAUAAGACCCCAUAAACUAUGUAGGUGAAAAUAAAAAAGAUGUGACAAUUAUGUCAUUGGCACUUCA
Molecule: messenger RNA, 1519 nt
Organism: Heterocephalus glaber (naked mole-rat)
Lineage: Eukaryota; Metazoa; Chordata; Mammalia; Rodentia; Bathyergidae
Gene: Anxa1
Product: annexin A1
Biological process (GO): cellular response to glucocorticoid stimulus; signal transduction; phagocytosis
Cellular component (GO): plasma membrane; nucleus; cytoplasm
Molecular function (GO): phosphatidylserine binding; calcium-dependent phospholipid binding; calcium ion binding
Source: RefSeq, a predicted model, not a curated record